AUGAUGAUGGAGGCCGUGGCUUCAACUCUGGGCGUGCAAAGCCCCGGCGCGAAUGGAGUGUCGCCUGCCGCCUUUAUUGCAGUCGACCCGAACCUGGUGGUAGACUAUCUGGCCUCGGUCGUCACCAUUGCUCUCGGAGCUACUCGCGCAGAGCUUGAGAGCCCCAGCAGUCUGCUUUCCGACGCAAACUACGCCGAUACCGUCCAACGAUGCAGCCGGUUUGCUACGGACACCCAGGUAGCCCUGUACAUACAGAAAGAUAUCGUGCCAUCAGACCAUGUUGCAGAUGGCCCGACAGAUAAUGUACCCGAUUCCUACACAUACACAAUCACCUCCGAGAUCUCUGCCACGCCGACCACGAUAGCAUAUCUUGCCCUGCUCAAACGUCCUCAAGCGAUCGACCCCUCGAUCCCCUUGACCUCCCAAGUCCAGAUCCAAACGCUCCCCGGUACUGCUUCCCUCGCCAACCUUGUGGCCGAACAAGGGCCCUCCGCUUCACCGUUCGAGAUCCUCCAUUCCAUCGUUCAUAAUGCGCUGGCACCCUACUUCGAUGCCAACACCAAGACCUCGCAGGUUGUGAACGGCACUAGGAGCCGGGCAGACGUGGAUGCGAAGACAGGUAUACCGGUCACCAAGAAGCGCAUGACAGAGCUCGAGUUGAGCUUGCUUCAUCUCCAACAGAAUGUCGAGAUCCCAGAGCUGUCCCUGUCUUUCCACCCGGUCGUUCAGUCGGCGCUGGAAGAUGCGGCGGCUCGCAGCACGAGACCAUCUACCGACUUGAUACCCACCCACCUCCUUGGGGAUAGUACAUUCAUGAACAACUUGCAGUCGACCGUCAAUAGCUGGAUCAAGUCGAUACAGGCCAUCACAAAGCUUACCCGCGAUCCUGUGACUAGGACAGCAACCCAGGAGAUAAACUUCUGGUUGUCGAUGGAGUCGGCCCUCGAGGGCAUCGAAGGUCAAUUGCGAAGCGAAGGCGUCACCUUGACGUUGGAGAUUUUGAAGCAUGCGAAACGCUUCCAGGCUACCGUCAGUUUCACAGCUGAUACAGGGUUGAAGGAAGCUAUGGAGAUGGUGCAGAAGUACAACCAGCUGAUGCGGGACUUCCCCCUUGACGAGCUCUUGUCCGCAACCUCGUUGCCCAAGAUCCAGGACGCCGUCUCGCUGAUCUUUAGCCACAUGCACAAGAAGAUGCGGUUUAGCAACUACCCCAUAGCCCGGACUUUGCAUCUCGUCGAAGCUAUCUCAGCAGAUUUGGAGGAGGUCAUGCACCGCCUACUUCCGGGCUCGGAGUUGGUGGACCUUGACUACAGAGACUUCAAGAACCUGAUGGCUACCGCAAAUGAAAUCUUCAAGUCCUGGGACGCUCAGAUCAAAGAAUUUACGAACAUAGCCAGAGAGACGACCCGCCGCCGGCAGGAAAAAUUCAUUCCCAUCAAAAUCACGCCGAAGCACAACGAGCUCCAGUCACGACUCCAGUACAUUGACAACUUUCGAGACAACCAUGAACAGCUACAGAGGACCAUUGUUAAUGUUCUUGGUCCCAAGACGACUGUUGAUGGGCUGAGCGAGGAGCCGACCACCAACGGCGUCGCCCUCGUUGAAGAAAUGGGCGACGUUGAUGCUGUUGAGGAGGUACAGCAAGCCUGGGAAGCUCUGAAGCAUGUCGAUCUCCUUGAUGUGUCUCCCGAAGGCACACAGAGGUGGGUCAAGGCGGAGAAUACUUACAACGAGCGUACCUCAAGAGUCGAGAAUUCGAUUAUUGCAAGACUACGCGACCGACUUGCGACAGCAAAAAAUGCGAAUGAAAUGUUCCGUGUCUUCUCCCAAUUCAAUGCACUCUUCGUCCGACCCAAGAUCCGAGGUGCUAUUGCUGAGUACCAGAACCAGCUUAUCGACAACGUCAAGCAGGCAAUUGCGGGACUGCAUGAGCGAUUCAAGCAACAAUAUGGUCACUCCGAAGCUCAUGCCAUGGCUCAGCUCCAUGACCUACCCCCAGUCUCCGGCGCUAUCAUAUGGGCCCGUCAGAUCGAGCGACAACUCGACGGUUACAUGAAGAAAGUCGAAGACAUCCUGGGUUCCGACUGGGCACUCCACAGCGAAGGUCAAAAGCUCCAGACGGAGAGCGAGCUAUUCAGGAAAAAGCUGAACACCCAGACGAUAUACAAGGCUUGGAUUGAGGAUGUACAACGAAAGCAAUUGUCUAUUUCUGGCCGGCUGUUCAACAUCAACAAAAUCAGAGCUGCCAACAACGCCUUGGAGCUGUCAGUAAAUUUCGACGCUCAAAUCAUCGCCCUCUUCAAGGAAACGCGGAACCUUGGCUGGCAAAAUUUCAACGUUCCUCAUGCCGUAAAUAACGUCGCGAAGGAGGCCAAGCGGGUGUACCCCUAUGCCGUCAGUUUGAUGGAAAGUGUGAGGACAUUCGCGCAGACUACGCGGCAGAUAUCAGAGAUGUCUGAAGUCUCCAUACUGUUGAGUGGUUAUCAGAAUGAUGUGCACCUUUUAGUUGCCAAAGGUAUACCCCUGAGAUGGGAAACCUUUGUGAACACUUGGGAGUCGUAUCAGAAGCCAAUGCUCCCCAACGGUGGCAUUGAGCAUGCUAUCAGCCGUGGAGGUGAGAGUAAGCAUGUCCUCUUUGUUCGGGAGUUCGCGGCGGCUGCUUCACUUCUCCAGGCGAAGACUGUGACCCUGGCAAAUAUCCAUAUCAAUGUUCAGAAGGCUUUGACCGAGCUUGCCACCUGCCCAUACGAAGCAUCCGAGUUUGCCACACGACUGCAAACGAUCCAAGCUGCCGUCGACCAACUAAAUCUGGAGCAAUACGUGAACUUGGGCUUCUGGGUAGAUAGGAUGAACGAGCGGAUCAAGCUGAUUCUGCUCAUCCGGCUACAACGCGCUGUCUCGGCAUGGAUCGAGGCCUUCCAAGACGACACCCCCAUCAAACAGCUAGAGGCCAGUCGGCGGAAGCAGCUUGCCCCGUCGGGUGAACCUCUCAAGUCUGACGCGCCGACCAUGAAAGAGCUGAUUCACGAAGUAACCAUGCGAAAUCAAGUCAUCUACCUGAACCCCCCUCUCGAGUAUGCUAGAGCCAGCUGGUUCUUACAACUGCACGACUGGAUAGGCAUCGUCUGCAACCUUCCGAAGAUCAAAGCCUCCAGAUACCAGAUGAGCUUGACAUUGAGUACCGUCCUUCACGACGAAGCUCGGUUCAAUGAAUUGCCCAGCGAUUGCACCGACAUACUCGGCAGAGUCUACACUUCAGUCGAGAAGAAAUUGCAGGGCAUCAGUGAAUAUGUUGAUAAGUGGUUGCAGUUCCAGUCCCUUUGGGAUCUGCAAUCCGAACAAGUAUACGAGCUGCUCGGCGAUGAGCUUCCCAGAUGGUUGCAGUUACUGCAGGAGAUCCGCAAAUCCCGUGCAACGUUUGACACCUCUGAAGUCAGUCGCUCCUUUGGCCACAUCAAUAUUGACUAUGGCCAAGUACAGGACAAGGUGAAUGCAAAGUAUGACCAAUGGCAACAUGAGAUCCUCAUGAAAUUCGCCGGGCGACUUGGCACCCGCAUGAGAGAAGUGCAUGCCGAGAUUGAGAAGGCUCGCCGGGACUUGGAAGCCCAGAGCCUAGAGGCUACCUCGACGGCCCAGGCAGUCCAGUUUAUCACCAUCGUCCAAAGUUGCAAGCGCAGGGUCAAGGCUUGGGCUCCCGAAGUAGAGACGUUCCGUCAGGGUCAGUCAACACUUGUCAGGAGCAGGUACAACCUCCCAAACGAUUGGGUGGAUGUGCAACAGGUCGACUCACAAUGGGACGCUCUCAACGAAAUCCUGAACAGGAAAGCCAAGAUCGUACAGGAUCAGACAGACGCGCUGAAGGCCAAGAUUGUUGCAGAGGAUCAGGUGGUGAUGGAGAAGAUCGCCGAGAUUGCCACAAAGUGGAACGAGGAAAAGCCCGUGUCUGGCACUAUUGCACCGGAAGCCGCCUCUGCUACCCUAAUGUCGUUCGAAUCUCGCAUCACGAAGCUCCAAGAAGAAUUCGAAAUGGUGUCCAAAGCCAAAGAAGCACUUGAUCUCCCCCCGAGCGCCGAAUCGUCUUUGUCACUGAUUCUAGAGGAGGUCCACGACUUCAAAUCGGUGUGGGCUGGCCUGUCCACAAUCUGGAGGAGUCUGAACGAGCUUCGUGAGACGCUCUGGAGCAGUGUUCAGCCCAGGAAAAUACGGAGUUCCAUUGACAGUCUCAUCAAGAUGACAAAGGAGAUGCCGAGCAGAAUGCGACAGUAUGCUGCUUUUGAACACAUUCAGAACAUUCUCCGCCAGCAAUUAAAAGUGAACAGCAUCUUGAGCGAUUUGAAGUCCGAAGCUAUCCGAGACCGACAUUGGACCAAGAUAUGGAAGGACCUCAGGCCCGGCCGCCGAUACUCACCGGUCUCCAUGACACUGGGCGAUGUAUGGGACCUGAACCUCGUCGCUACUGAAGUCAUUGUCAGGGAUAUCAUUACGCAAGCCCAGGGCGAAAUGGCCCUCGAAGAGUUCCUGAAGCAGGUGAAGGAGAUCUGGAACAAUUACCAGCUCGAUCUCAUCGCCUAUCAGAACAAGUGUCGUCUUAUUCGUGGCUGGGACGAUCUGUUUGCCAAAUGCAGUGAGAACCUGAACUCCUUACAGGCAAUGAAACAUUCCCCGUACUACAAGGAGUUUGAAGAAGAAGCCUCGUCUUGGGAAGACAAGUUGAAUCGAGUCCACGUCCUUUUCGAUGUGUGGAUUGAUGUCCAACGCCAAUGGGUGUACCUGGAAGGCGUCUUCACUGGCAACGCUGAUAUCAAGCACCUUCUGCCCAUCGAGUCCUCGAGGUUCCAGAACAUCAACAGCGAGUUCAUGGCUGUGAUGAAGAAGGUCUACAAGCAGCCAAUGGUACUGGAUGUAUUGAGCAUCACUGGCGUCCAGAAAUCACUCGAGCGCCUUGCCGAGCUACUAAACAAGAUCCAAAAGGCGCUUGGUGAAUAUCUCGAAAAGGAGAGAGUGUCAUUCCCACGAUUCUACUUCGUUGGUGACGAAGACCUUCUCGAGAUGAUUGGCAACAGCAACGACACUCUGCGUAUCGCCAAGCACUUCAAGAAAAUGUUUGCCGGUCUCAAUGGUCUGGUCAUGGACGACGAAUCAGUCAUAUCGGGUUUCACCUCCAAGGAGGAUGAGGUUGUCCGCCUCAAGAAAGAAAUCUCCCUCGCCAAAGUCCCCAAGAUCAAUGAUUGGCUAGCCCUGCUUGAGAACGGUAUGAAAACCACUCUUGCGGAACUACUGGCUGAAGCUGUCGAAGCAUACACGCCCAUCUUUGAGUCAGAACAGAUUGACACGACAGCUAUGAAUGACUUCAUAGCCAAUUUCCCAAGCCAGAUCGUGGUCCUUGCGACUCAGGUGGUGUGGACCACAGCGGUUGAGCAGGCUCUGAAUGAUGGUGGCCAGACACUGCAGUCUCUCUUUGAUCGUGAAGUUCAGGUUCUCCGUCUCUUGGCAGAAACUGUGCUUGGGGAUUUGGAGGUCAUCCUGAGGAAGAAGUGUGAGGCUCUGAUCACCGAAUGCGUCCACCAACGUGAUGUAAUCGAGAAGCUCAUCGACCUUAACGCCACCACACCGACGCAUUACAUGUGGCUGCUGCAGAUGAGAUACGUCUAUGCGCCGGAGGGAGACUACCUGCAGCGUCUGGAUGUUCGAAUGGCUAACGCCAAGCUCAACUACGGUUUCGAGUACUUGGGUGUCCCCGACCGGCUGAGACUUGGCGGCUCUCCAUACGGUCCUGCUGGUACUGGAAAGACGGAAUCAGUCAAGGCUCUCGGUGUCCAACUUGGUCGAUUCACGCUUGUUUUCUGUUGUGACGACACGUUCGACUUCCAGGCCAUGGGUCGGAUCUUCCUGGGAAUUUGUCAGGUUGGUGCUUGGGGUUGUUUCGACGAGUUCAACCGUUUAGAGGAAAGAAUCCUCUCUGCCGUCUCACAGCAAAUCCAGAACAUCCAGCUAGGUCUCAAGCAAGGUGCCAAGGACGACAAAGCCCAGAUCGAGUUGAUUGGACGCCAAGUUCACGUCAACGCCAAUACGGGUAUCUUUAUCACUAUGAACCCUGGCUAUGCAGGCCGUUCCAACUUGCCAGACAACUUGAAGAAAUUGUUCCGCAGCGUGGCCAUGUCAAAGCCGGACAAAGAGCUCAUCGCAGAAGUCAUGCUCUACUCUCAGGGUUUCAAUCAGGCCAAGCAGCUUUCCAAACAGACCGUGCCUUUCUUCGACCAAUGUGCUGCGAGACUUUCCAAGCAAGCUCAUUACGAUUUUGGUCUUCGUGCUUUGAAAAGCGUUCUCGUCAGCUCAGGUGGUCUAAAGCGUGCCCGUCUCACAAGCACCAACGGCGGGCUUGGGGCCGAAGAGGUCGUGGAGCCAGAGAUUAUUGUCCAAAGUGUCCGAGAAACGAUCGCUCCGAAAUUGAUCAGACCUGAUGUCGAAGUCAUGAUAGACAUUGAAGCAGAUUGUUUCCCUGGCGUCGAGUACGUGCCUGCUAAUCUGGUGCAGCUGGAGGAUGCAAUCCGUCGUCUUGCAGCAGAGAGACACCUCGUGGUCAAUGACACGUGGAUGACGAAGAUCCUCCAGCUUUAUCAAAUCCAAAAGAUUCACCACGGUGUCAUGAUGGUGGGCAACUCCGGGUCCGGAAAAUCUGCUGCCUGGAGACUUCUGUUGGACGCACUUCAGCAGGUCGAGUCAGUCGAAGGCGUUUCCCAUGUUAUUGACUCGAAGGUCAUGUCAAAGGAAGCCUUGUACGGAAACCUCGACUCAACCACUCGAGAGUGGACCGAUGGUCUGUUCACCAGCAUAUUGCGCAAGAUCGUCGACAACCUUCGUGGGGAAGAUUCGAAACGACAUUGGAUUGUAUUUGAUGGUGAUGUUGACCCUGAAUGGGUUGAAAACUUGAACAGUGUCUUGGACGACAACAAGUUACUCACCCUCCCCAACGGCGAGCGUCUCAACCUGCCAUCCAACGUCCGUAUCAUGUUCGAGGUCGAGACUUUGAAGUACGCCACACUUGCCACCGUCAGUCGAUGUGGUAUGGUAUGGUUCAGUGAAGAUACAGUUACCCCAAGCAUGAUGGUGACCAACUACCUCGAAACCCUGAGAGCUGUAGCUUUCGAGGACUUGGAUGAAGAUACUGCUGCUGCGGGCCAGAGUCCUACCAAAACCCUCCAAAUCCAGAGCCAAGUUGCUGAUUUGUUGAACGCGUACUUGACCACCGACAACUUCAUCAUCGAUGCUCUCAAAGAAGCCGAGUCUUUCAACCACAUCAUGGAGUUUACCGAUGCCCGCGUUCUGGGCACUUUGUUCUCAUUGCUGAACAAGGCUGUUCGGGAUAUGAUCGAGUACAACGCGUCACACAUUGACUUCCCGCUCGAUCCCGAACAGAUCGAAGCAUAUGUGGCCAAGAAGCUGCUGCUUGCCCUGGUUUGGGCCUUGACCGGUGAUUGUCCACUCAAUGACCGCAAGACGUUCGGUGAUAAUGUUGGAGCCCUUGCAAGUUUCGGAUCGCCACCACUAGAUGGUACGAGCUCACUCAUCGACUUCGAUGUCACCCUCCCCAGAGCUGAAUGGACUCCAUGGCAAAACCAGGUCCCCACCAUCGAGGUUAACACACACUCGAUCACCCAGACCGACGUCGUCAUUCCGACGCUGGACACUGUGCGCCAUGAAGACGUGCUCUACUCUUGGCUCGCCGAGCACAAGCCCUUGCUGCUCUGCGGCCCUCCAGGUUCCGGUAAAACGAUGACUCUGUUCAGUGCACUCCGAAAACUGCCAAACAUGGAAGUUGUGGGUCUAAACUUUUCGAGCGCAACGACGCCUGACCUUCUCAUCAAGACUUUCGAGCAGUACUGCGAGUACAAGAAAACUCUCAACGGUGUCAUGCUAUCACCAACACAGAUCGGACGCUGGCUGGUUAUCUUCUGUGAUGAGAUCAACUUGCCUGCGCCAGACAAAUAUGGUACACAGCGCGCUAUUUCGUUUCUCCGACAGCUGGUUGAACACAAUGGCUUCUGGCGCACUUCUGACAAAGUUUGGGUUACCCUCGACCGAAUCCAAUUUGUUGGAGCAUGUAACCCUCCGACCGAUGCUGGCCGUACGCCCAUGGGUGCCAGAUUCCUCCGACAUGCUCCCCUCAUCAUGGUUGAUUACCCAGGCGAGUUGUCACUGCUUCAGAUCUAUGGCACGUUCAACUCCGCAGUGCUCAAGAUCGUCCCAGCCUUGCGUGGGUACUCCGAAGCACUCACACAAGCCAUGGUUCGCUUCUAUCUUGAGUCCCAGCAACGCUUUACUCCGAAGAUCCAGCCCCACUAUGUCUACAGUCCUCGUGAAUUGACACGAUGGGUGCGUGGUGUGUACGAAGCAAUUCGCCCAUUGGAGACCCUUACAGUUGAAGGGCUGAUCCGUAUUUGGGCACACGAAGCCCUGCGGCUUUUCCAAGAUCGACUUGUCGCUGAAGAUGAGCGGCAGUGGACUGAUGAAGCUGUUCACAAAAUUGCACUGGAGUUCUUCCCCACCAUCGACGAGACGAAGGCGCUGGGUGGCCCCAUUCUGUUCUCUAACUGGCUUUCCAAGAACUACGUUCCGGUGGACCGAGAACAGCUUCGAGACUUUGUCAAGGCUCGCCUGAAGACAUUCUGCGAAGAGGAAGUUGACGUGCCUCUCAUUCUAUUCAACGACGUCCUUGAGCACGUACUCCGCAUCGACAGAGUCUUCAGGCAACCGCAGGGUCAUCUCAUCUUGAUUGGAGUCAGUGGAGGUGGAAAAACCACACUCUCGAGAUUUGUUGCCUGGAUGAACGGACUGAAAGUCUUCCAGAUCAAGGUCCAUGGAAAAUACUCUGCCGAAGACUUCGAUGACGACCUCCGAGAUGUACUACGUCGGUGUGGCUGCAAGGGAGAGAAAAUAUGCUUCAUCAUGGACGAGUCCAACGUGCUGGACUCGGGUUUCCUCGAAAGGAUGAACACCUUACUUGCCAAUGCCGAGGUUCCUGGUCUGUUCGAGGGAGACGACUUUGCUGCGCUAAUGACGGCAUGCAAGGAAGGCGCCCAGCGACAAGGGCUACUACUCGAUUCGCAAGAAGAGCUCUACAAGUGGUUCACGCAACAGAUCGUCAAGAAUCUUCACGUUGUCUUCACCAUGAACCCUCCCGAAGGCGGACUGUCGUCUAAGGCUGCCACCAGUCCUGCCCUCUUCAACCGAUGCGUGCUCAACUGGUUCGGUGACUGGUCUGACCAAGCACUCUUCCAAGUGGCCAACGAACUGACCCACUCGGUCGAUCUCGACAAACCCAACUUCGUGGCCCCUGACAGUAUUCCGGUCGCCUAUCGUGGUCUUACCUUACCUCCUUCUCACAGAGAGACUAUUGUCAAUUCCAUGGUCUACAUCCACUACUCGCUGCAACGCUUCAACACCAAGCUGCAGAAGCAACAAGGCAAAGUGACUUUCCUUACACCGCGUCACUUCCUCGACUUUGUUGCGCAAUAUGUCAAGUUGUAUAACGAGAAGCGCGAAGAUCUUGAGGAGCAGCAGCGCCAUCUUAAUGUUGGUCUGGACAAGCUAAGAGACACAGUCGAGAAGGUUAAAGAUCUAAGGGUCAGCCUUGCCGAGAAGAAGACGCAACUGGAGGCCAAAGAUGCCGAGGCCAACGAGAAACUACAGCGCAUGAUUGCAGAUCAACGCGAAGCUGAACAACGCAAAAGCACGUCUCUUGAGAUCCAGGCAGCUCUCGAAAAGCAAGAAGCAGAAGUCGCAUCUCGGAAGAAGGUUGUCCUGAACGAUCUUGCAAAGGCAGAACCCGCUGUCGAAGAGGCAAAGGCUAGUGUUAGUAACAUUAAGCGCCAACAUUUGACCGAAGUGCGAUCCAUGGGUAAUCCACCCCAGGGUGUCCGCCUCGCCAUGGAAUCUGUUUGCACCUUGCUUGGCCACAAGAUCAACGACUGGAAGAUGGUGCAAGCAGUCGUGCGCCGGGACGACUUCAUCGCAAGCAUUGUCAACUUUGACAAUGAGAAGCAGAUGACCAAGGCUAUGAGAACGAAGAUGCGGAAGGACUUCUUGAACAACCCGGAGUACACCUACGAAAAAGUCAACCGUGCCAGUAAGGCCUGCGGUCCUUUGGUCCAGUGGGCUGAAGCACAAGUCAACUAUUCCGAGAUCCUUGAUCGUGUUGGACCCUUGAGGGACGAGGUCGACCAACUUGAGGAGCAAGCUCUCCAGACGAAGGCCGAAGCAAAGGCUGUCGAGAACACCAUUACCAGCCUUGAGGAUAGCAUUGCAACUUACAAGACAGAAUAUGCAGCCCUCAUUAGCGAGACUCAGGCUAUCAAGGCCGAGAUGUCUCGUGUGAAGUUCAAGGUUGACCGCAGCGUCCGGCUUUUAGACAGCCUCUCAUCCGAGCGAACGCGAUGGGAAGACGGCAGCAAGUCUUUCGAAACCCAGAUCAGCACAUUGGUAGGCGACGUACUAGUCGCUGCGGCUUUCUUGGCCUACAGCGGUCUUUAUGACCAAACCUUCCGAAAGUCGAUGAUGGAAGAUUGGCUACACCAACUUCAUCUGUCUGGUGUCACCUUCAAACCCCACAACCCGAUGACCGAGUACUUGUCCACUGCUGAUGAGCGACUCUCUUGGCAAGAGAAUACCCUGCCGGUCGACGACCUUUGCACCGAGAAUGCCAUCAUCCUCAAGCGCUUCAACCGGUACCCGCUCAUCAUCGAUCCAUCUGGCAGAGUGACCGAGUUCCUGCAACGUGAAUGCAAGGAUCGCCGCCUCACUGUGACCAGUUUCCUGGAUGACUCCUUCACCAAGCAAUUGGAGAGUUCUCUCCGAUUCGGCAACCCGAUCCUCAUCCAGGAUGCUGAGCACCUGGACCCAAUCUUGAAUCACGUCCUCAACAAGGAAUAUCAGAAGACAGGAGGUCGUGUUCUCAUCCAACUUGGCAAGCAAGAAAUUGACUUCUCACCUGCAUUCAAGAUCUACUUGUCUACCCGAGAUCCGUCUGCUACAUUCCCGCCGGAUAUAUGUAGUCGAACCACCUUCGUCAACUUCACAGUCACCCAGAGCAGUCUGCAAACUCAGUCCCUUAACGAGGUUUUGAAGUCGGAGCGACCAGAUGUUGACGAAAGAAGAUCGAACCUUAUCAAAAUUCAAGGCGAAUUCAAAGUGCAUCUUCGACAGCUUGAGAAACGUCUCCUCCAAGCGCUCAACGAGUCUCGCGGCAAUAUCCUUGAUGAUGACAACGUCAUUGAAACACUCGAGACCCUCAAGACCGAAGCUAGGGAGAUCACGGCUAAGAUGAGCAACACGGAAGGCGUGAUGGCGGAAGUCGACGAGAUCACACUGCAGUACGACAUCAUUGCGCGAUCUUGCAGUGCUGUGUUUGCCGUCCUCGAGCAACUGCACUACCUUAACCACUUCUAUCAGUUCUCACUACAGUACUUCCUGGACAUCUUCCACUCUGUCCUCCAUGGUAAUAAGAAUCUGGCUAAUGAGACAAACCACAACAUUCGACGAGACGUUAUUAUCAAAGACCUGUUCGUCACCUCUUUUAAGAGAACUGCGCUAGGUCUCCUCCAGAAAGAUCGCAUCACACUUGCUAUGCUGCUUGCCCAAGCUUCUCCUUACAAGAUGGACAAGGGCCUGAUUGAUCUUGUUCUUGAUGAUCGCAUCGAGGGUCAGGAUCUGUCCACCGACAGAGGUGCGAAGGAAGAGGCUUUCACUAGAGCCAAGAGAUUCAGUGUCUUGAAAGACAAACUCGACCAGGUACCGUCUGAUGCCUGGGAGAAGUUCUUGUCGGAAGAGCUCGCGGAGAACUUCAUCCCUCAGAUUUGGGAGGCGGGCAGCGAACCGUUAGACCAGGGGCUCUUGUCUCUACUCCUCAUAAAGCUAUUCCGUCUCGAUCGCUUUGUGCCGACGGCUGAGCGUUUCGUGACAUCGGUAUUCGGCUCUGAGCUAUUCGAUAUCGUGGAGGACCUUCAGGGGACAGUCGAACAGGUCUCGUCGAUCAGGCCGAUCUCACUUGUAUCGAGUCCUGGCUUCGAUGCCAGUUACAAGGUUGACAACCUGGUGGAGAGGAUGCGUGUCAGGUGCACCAAUAUCGCCAUGGGAUCGAACGAGUCUCUGGCUAGUGCCGACAAAGCUAUUAGCAAUGCCGCACAAGUCGGAAACUGGGUCCUGGUCAAGAAUGUCCAUCUUGCGCCGACCUGGCUGCAGUCUCUCGAGAAGCGCAUGGAAUCCCUCAACCCUCAUUCGGACUUCAGACUAUUCUUGUCGAUGGAGUCCAGCCCGAAGAUUCCUGUUAACCUGCUUCGCGCAUCCCGCGUACUCAUGUACGAGCAGCCGGCCGGUGUACGAGCCAACAUGAAGGAUUCGAUGACGUCUCUUUCGACCCGGGCCACCAAGAGCCCUGUCGAGCGUACUCGAUUGUACCUGCUUCUCUCAUUCCUGCACGCUGUGGUCCAAGAGCGUCUGCGAUACGCGCCCAAUCUGGGCUGGAAGGGUUUCUGGGAGUUCAAUGAUAGCGAUUAUGAAUGCUCAGCCUUCAUUAUUGACACUUGGGUUGAAUCGGUCGCGCAGAACCGGUCAAACAUCGCGCCCCAGAACAUUCCUUGGGACAUUAUCCGCUACCUUGUCCGCGAGACGUACGGUGGCAAGAUUGAUGACGAAGGCGACUACAACCAGCUCACACAGCUGGUGAACCAAUUCCUGACGCCGUCGGCCUACGAAAUCGGACACAAGCUUGUCGAAGGUUCGGAGAAGGAUGGGCAGGAGACGAGCCUGGUGGUGCCGCCUGGAACUUCGCUGCAGGAGUUUAUGGGCUGGAUCCAGAAGCUGCCGGAGCGUGAGCCGCCGACCUACCUCGGUCUGCCUGCCAACGCGGAGAAGCUACUGCUGGUAGGCCUCGGCCGGAGCCUGGUGCAGAACCUGAAGAAGGUCACGGAGCUCUUGGAUGAGGGGGAACAACUCGUGACCGAGGUCUGA
This is a messenger RNA of Anthostomella pinea, 13005 nucleotides long. NCBI's taxonomy places the organism in Eukaryota, Fungi, Ascomycota, Sordariomycetes, Xylariales, Xylariaceae. The record is from the annotation of a GenBank genome assembly.